Aspergillus luchuensis is the source of this 1467-nucleotide messenger RNA. Its product is annotated as TPR domain protein. Gene Ontology annotation, cellular component: i-AAA complex. The coding region runs from base 1 to 1467 and encodes 488 amino acids. The transcript has a single exon. The record is from RefSeq and is a predicted model, not a curated record. Gene Ontology annotation, biological process: protein quality control for misfolded or incompletely synthesized proteins. Gene Ontology annotation, molecular function: misfolded protein binding. Lineage: Eukaryota; Fungi; Ascomycota; Eurotiomycetes; Eurotiales; Aspergillaceae.
AUGUUAGGCGCAGCAUCCCGGCGCGCUGUCGCCAUUCCAAGGACCCUUGCACAUCGCCAUCAUCAACAUGCAUUCUCAUCCUCGUCAUUCUCGACACGCACAAUACCCUCCAUCCUCCGUUCACGGCCGACGGGUGCUGCUCCUACAUCUCUCCUACGAACCGUCCAAGCCACCACCAUCCAGACUCGUCCCCUCUCCUUCGCGCAGAAGAUGAAGCGCGGUUACCAGGAAGCCUCCCGUGGAAUUUGGCGCAAUAACCCCAUUCUCCUUCCCCUCGCACUCCUCUCCGUCGCCACCGCAACCGCAAUCUUUAGCUACAUCGCCUACAAGGAAGCCACAGAAGUCGGCCCGCAAUACCACAAGUUCCCGCCACCGGUUGCAGAACGUCUCCGUACGGCAAUCUACUAUACCGACGUGAAGCUGAAUCCCGUCAAAGCUAUCGACGCAUAUAGCGAGGCAAUCAAGUUAGCAGCGGAACUGCAAAUGCACCCUUACUCGGACGAAGUGAUGGGAAUCAGGUUGCAGGUAACCAAGUGUCUAGAGAUGGCGGGGCUAGUGCCAGCUGCUAUUCAAGUCUUGGAGAAGACACGAGCAGAUGCAUAUCACUGGGUGAAGACGAAUAUGGAGACAGAGGCAUUCAAAAGGGGGGAAAGCGAUUAUUACUUUGCCCGCGGGCCCUCCGCAGAGAAAGGCGAAUUGGCCGCUGAGCCAAUGAAGGUCGACCCCGCCAUUGCAGAGUCAUACGAGAAGAUGAAGCAGGCGGAGAUCUAUGAGUAUGAACAAGUAGAGAAGACUCUCGCCAAGGUUGUGGGUAUGUCCGUAAAGCUCGCGGAACUAUAUAAGAGUGAUCAUAUCCAGGAUGACAAAAAGGCCGAAGAGGCGCUCGAAUUUGCCGUUCAACUAUCCCUCGGCGAAGUGCAACGUCGACACCAAGCCAAGGUCCCCAUCGGCGGUGGCAACUGGUUGACUCUAACGGAGAUCGGAACCGCUCUAUCCGAGUUGGGCCAACACUAUGCCUCCAAGGGGAAGUUGGACCUUUCUUUGCCGUUGUAUCUGCGCGCCUUUGACCUCAUCAAUGCCAAUGAAGGCGGGGUUCCAUCAUGCAAGCAGGUCACCCUCAUGUACAACAUCAGUGGCUGUAUCGGCUACCCAGCUCUAGACGGUGUCGCACCAUCGUCGGACCCCGGUGUUUCGCGUGCUGAGGCUAUCGAGGCCGCACGCAAGUGGGCUCAAGGCGCGAUCGAGAGGGCUGAGAAGGUCGAACCUUCCGAAGAUUCUGUGGAGUGCCAUUACAGCUGUGCGUCGGCUAAGGUUAUGCUGGGACAGUUGGCAGUGUUCCAUAAUAAACCUGAGGAGGCACUGAAGUAUUAUUAUGAGGCCAAGGAUCUUUACAACCGCCUAGAACUUAGUUCUGAUGCGGAGGAUGUCUCAAGGCUGAUUAAGGAUCUCGAAAAGAAGAAGAAAUGA